UGGACUUGGCAACCCUAUAUUUCAAUCAUUAGAUUUAUGUCAAAAUCACAUAAAUAUUUAUUUUAUAAAUUGUUCAAUACAUUUCAUAGAGACAAGUCCGAAAUCAAAUCAUUUGGAGAAAGGAGAAAAUCUGUUUAUAAUAAAUUUGAUCUGGUGGCCUUUGCAACAGUAUUGUAAUUCUUCGGAAGUAGUAGUAGUAGUAGUCUGUGAAAAAUAUCAAGAUAACUUUACACAUUGGACAACCUACUCACUGGAAGAGAUGAGUCCUAUUGAGAGUGUACCAAUGGCGGUACUUCAUUGUGUUGAUGAUUAUGUUGAGCUUCUGUAUGAUGAUAUUCCAGAAAAAAUUAAGGGAUCAGCACUCAUACUACAGCUGGCCAGAAAUCCUGAUAAUUUGAUUGAACUAGCUAGAAAUGAAGCUCUGCUCAGUGCUCUUUCGCGUGUUCUAAGAGAAGAGUGGAAGAGAAGUAUUGAACUGAGCACGAACAUUGUUUACACAUUUUUCUGUUUCUCAACAUAUAAUGAAUUCCAUCCAGUUAUUAUACAAUAUAAAAUUGGUUCACUGUGUAUGGAUGUUAUUGAUUACGAAUUAAAAAGGUAUGACCAAUGGAAAGAAAAAGUAGAGGGAAAAAAACAAAUAGUUACUCCAGAUAAAAAUGAAUUACCUAAAAGUCGUAUCCCAGAACCAAAACGUCGACCAAAGUCUGGCACAUGGGCUGUUGCUGAUGUAAACAUGCAAAAAACUAGAUCUUUGGUGUCUAGUUACCACGAGGACCUUUGCAGUGCUUCUGAUGAAUGUUUGUCCAAGAAUGAUGAAGAACAGAUGAAACGGAAACUCAAAACUUUGUCCAAGAGGCAAGAACAACUACUGAGAGUAGCGUUUUAUAUGUUGCUCAAUAUAGCAGACAAUGUCAAGGUUGAAGAGAAAAUGCACAAAAAAGAUAUAGUCGGAUUAUUGAUGGGUGCCAUGGAGAGACAUUCUAAUAUUGACUUGCUUAUUCUCAUCGUGUCAUUCUUACAAAAGCUAUCUAUUUUUGUUGAAAAUAAAAAUAGUAUGGCAUCGCGAGGAAUAAUCGAGAAACUUUCUCCAUUGCUUGAUUCUUCAAACGCUGAUUUAGUAAAUGUCACUUUGAAAUUGUUAUUCAAUCUAACUUUUGAUACUAAAUUACGCAACAAGAUGAUCAAAAUUGGAUUAUUGCCGAAAUUCAUUCAAUUUACAAGUGACGAUAAACACAUAAAUUUAUCUAUGAAAAUUCUAUAUCACUUGAGCAUGGACGAUCGUGUCAAGAUGAUGUUCACUCAAUCAGAUUGCGUUAAAUUAUUGACGGACAUGCUGCUGCUGAACGUGAACGCGGAGCCGUGGUCGGGCGGCGGGAAUGGGGGUACGGAGGUGCUCGUGGCGCUGUGCGUGAACAUAUCGUGGUGCGCGCGCGCGGCGCAGCAGAUGUCGGCGGAGGGGCGCCUGCGCGAGCUGCUCGCGCGCGCCUUCCGCUACCGCAACGCCAUGCUCAUGAAGCUCGUGCGCAACCUCUCGCACCAUCAACAUUGCAAACCGCUAUUUGUGGAGUUUGUCGGUGACAUCGCAGGUGCAGUCACAAAUACCGACACGAACGAAGAGUUUCUAGUCGAGUGCAUGGGCACACUCAGCAACAUAUUAAAUCCGAACAAUAUAGAUAUUUAUGCCGUCGUCGAGCGAUACAAUUUGAUACCCUGCAUCAUGAAAAUACUAGACCCAGAGGGUGCUGCACCGCCGGAACUGGUGCUGGAGGGCGUGGUGAUGGCGGGCGCGCUGGCGGCGGAGAGCGGCGCGGCGGCGGCGCUGGUGCGCGCGGGCGGCGGCGACGCGCUCGUGGCGCUGCUGCGCCUGCGCCAGGCCGACGACGACCACGUGCUGCAGACCGUGUUCGCCUUCCGACAGCUGCUGGCGCACCCGCGCGCCGCCGACCACCUCGUCCAACGCACCGAGGCUCCAGCUUAUCUUAUAGACCUAAUGCAAGAUAAAAAUGCGGAAAUAAGAAAAAUGUGCGACUCGUGUCUUGAUAUCAUAUCUCAAAUGCAAAAUGACUGGGCAGCUCGAAUAAAGGUGGAAAGAUUCCGUUGCCACAACGGGCAGUGGCUGGCGGUGGUGGAGACGCUGGGGGCGGAGGGCGGGGAGGGCGCGGGCGGUGCGGGGGACGCGGGGGCCGCGGCCGACGCCGCCGACGACCUGCCGCCCUACCUCUCCGCAGAGUACCUCACCUCGCACCGGCUCACCACCUCGGAUUCCCAAACUUCGCUUAAUGAUGAUUCCGACAGUCUGUCGGACGAGGGUGAUUUACAUAAAGUAAAAGAAAAUAUAAGACACAGGACCUCGGCAGAACAUCUUAAAAGCGAAUCAAAUGAAAUGAUUAAUUCUUCGUCAGGAAAAGUCAUGGAAAGCACAGACUUUAACAAUGAUCUCAGCGUUUUUACGUAAUCUGAUAUUUCAAAACAUAAUUAUAGCUUUCAUAACCAUGGCGGAUUCAAGUUACGGUGUCACGGUUGGAAAUAUAUAAGAAUGUGCUAUAUAUAUUAUUUACCUUUAUUUAUAAAGUCAUUUCACCAGGCACUUCUCAUUUCGGCAGUCUAUUUUCCUAUAAUAUAUUUUGAUCACAGCAUGAACUCCCAUAAGAUUAGUUAUAUAUCGCUGAAAAUUUUGUAAUGCUUGUUUCAUAUUAUACCUACUUGUAUUAGUAAUUAUUUAUUCAUACUAAUAUAUUAUGUAUAUUCCAGAGAA
Molecule: messenger RNA, 2755 nt
Organism: Manduca sexta (tobacco hornworm)
Lineage: Eukaryota; Metazoa; Arthropoda; Insecta; Lepidoptera; Sphingidae
Gene: Kap3
Product: kinesin-associated protein 3
Exons: 12
Coding region: 260-2455 (731 amino acids)
Biological process (GO): microtubule-based movement; cilium organization
Cellular component (GO): axoneme; kinesin II complex; ciliary transition zone
Molecular function (GO): kinesin binding
Source: RefSeq, a predicted model, not a curated record